Colletotrichum phormii is the source of this 475-nucleotide messenger RNA. RefSeq lists its product as uncharacterized. Lineage: Eukaryota; Fungi; Ascomycota; Sordariomycetes; Glomerellales; Glomerellaceae. The coding region runs from base 40 to 282 and encodes 80 amino acids. The transcript is spliced from 2 exons. The record is from RefSeq and is a predicted model, not a curated record.
GGCAAAUUUACUCAUACCUCCAUUCGUUAGCCCUUCACCAUGUUUCCAUCACUGCUUUCUUCUAUGGCUAUUCUCGCCACCGUCAUUUCGACGGCCCAUGCCGCUCCGAUGCCGGCAUCGUGCCGCCCGACUUCGAAUACUGCUGUUGGCUGGGCCAUGUGCUUUGAACCCUCUGUAGGGUGCGACCCAGGCCAGAGGUUUGGAGAGUACAUUGCGAGGAAUAUCCGACACGAGAAAGGUAUAUGCACGACGAUAGUUGAGUUCACUUAUUGUACGAAGUGAGGUGUUCGUCAGGAGAACGAGAGUAUUGCUUGAUGCAAGUCCGCUCUUUGGGGAACCUGGCCAGUGAUAGCUGGUUCCGCGAGCUUGAAGCUGCACCGAAAUACAUACACUUACCUAAGGGGUUCUUUGAGAAUGACCUAUUUUUAAUACUAUUUUGUUCUUCUACUUUCACACCUGUUACAUCCUUCCGGCU